Messenger RNA from Pieris macdunnoughi, 1641 nucleotides. NCBI's taxonomy places the organism in Eukaryota, Metazoa, Arthropoda, Insecta, Lepidoptera, Pieridae. The record is from the annotation of a GenBank genome assembly.
AUGACACAGAUCGGAAGCUGUGCUAUCUGCUUAGCUCCGGCUGAGCAAAAAUGUGGAAACUGUCAGUGGGUACACUACUGCUCAAGAGAUCAUCAGAAGCAGCAUUGGAAGACACAUAAACAGUAUUGCACCCCCGCAACGGUGAAGACAGAUGAGAAGUAUGGAAGAUAUUUGGAAGCUACGCGACCAAUCAAGCCAGGAGAUGUAAUUUUGAAGGAAUCUCCCCUUAUAACUGGCCCUGCUCAGGUAACGCCGCCCGUGUGCCUUGGUUGCUAUAAGAUGCUAGAAGAAGAUAAAACAGUGCCAUGUAAUAAGUGUGGAUGGCCCAUGUGCAGCUCAGAAUGUUCAGCAAGAGAUGUCCAUAAACCUGAGUGUUUCUAUACGCAAAAUAGAGGGGAAAAGGUCAAAAUAUCAACUUACGGCGUCCCACAUCCAAACUACCAAUGCAUUACAGUACUCCGUUGUCUUUACCAACGUGACCAUGAUCAGAAGCUGUGGUCAAAGCUCCAAGCUCUCCAAUCACAUUGUGAAGAUAGAAGGGAUACAGACAAGUGGAACAAUGAUAGGAAAAUGGUUUUAGAGUUUAUCUGGAAAUUCUUUAAGUUGGAGACGACAUUUUGUGAGGAAGACAUCAUGAAGUGUUGUGGGAUUAUACAGAUAAAUGGACACGAGGUACCUCUUCUUGAGCCGGAGUACGUGGCUGUGUUCGAUAAGAUAUCAAUGGUGGAGCAUAACUGUCGUGCCAACUGCAACAAAAGCUUUACAUCCGAAGGAGAUAUUAUCCUAUGUGCAGGGUCUCCAUUAUCACCCGGCACACAUAUAUCAGUGUGUUACACCGACCCCUUGUGGGGAACAGAGGCAAGGCGUCAUCACUUAGCUGACUCCAAGUUCUUCGAAUGCACCUGCGAGAGGUGUUCCGAUGUCACAGAGUUUGGAACUAUGUACAGCGCUGUUAAGUGCAAGAAGAAGAACUGCAAAGGCUACCUCUUACCAGAAACAUUCAUCCUUCCCAUACUACACAAGACAACAUCCCCGGACCCAAAGACACGUGGUUUGGACAAUAAAUUCUGGAAAUGCCCGGUCUGUGAGGACGCGGUCUCAGACGCCAUCAUACAACAGCUUUUGCAAGACAUUGGCAAAGAACUGAGCGCUCUGCCCAAAGAAGACCCUGAUGCUUGCGAGAGAUUUAUCGAGCACUGCAGCGGCUACCUCCAUCCAUCCCACUACUACAUAACGGACGCUGGACUUGCUCUUGCGCAGAUGAUAGGCCAGCAACACAGCCUUGGCCUCGCCGGUGUCUCCGACGACCGCUUGCUGCUCAAAACCCAGCUCUGCCGGAAAAUAACAACGUUGCUGGAGACCUUAGGACCAGCUGAAACUCGUUUGCGCGGUUCUUUACUGUUCGAGCUCCACGCCGCAGUCGCGGAGACGGGAAGGAGAAAAUCCCUUCUCGAUGGACCGAUGGUGAUGCUGGGAUAUGUUACGGAAUCUCGUAAAAUCCUCUCCGAGUCAGCAAACCUACUUCGCCAUGAGCCCGUGGAGUUACCAGAAGGUCAGGUGGCUCGGCAGGCCAGGAUUAACCUGAUUCAAAUGGAUGACCUCAUAGAGAAACUGUCGAAUGCUCUCCCUUCGCCACUCUAG